AUGAAUCAGCUCUCCCAUGCUGGGAGGCACAGAGCUCUGCUGCCAGGGAAGGCUGAUUGCGGCAUCUCUUUCCGCCCAGCCAUCCAUGGAGUCGUCACCGGGAUUUUGGCCAGUGAAAAAUCCAAGGCCAGACAUCAGCUGGGGGUGCUUUCCACCCAGCGGUUCAUGAUGGAGGCAACUGGGGUGACGCUGAGUGCGAGUCCCACCUCGGGGAGCCUCGUGGUCAGUUCGGUCAAUGGCACUUUGCACUCGUUCAACAUCCUCGACGGCAUUGUGGACUUCUUCCAAACGUACAUGCUCUUGAUCAUUGUGGUGGGCUCCCUGCUCCUCAUCUUCCUUUCCAUUGUGUGUGCAGCUGUCAUCACACAGCAGAAACACAAGGCCUCUGCCUAUUACCCGUCGUCUUUUCCCAAAAAGAAGUACGUGGACCAGAACGACAAGGCCGGGGGCGCCAAGGCCUUCAGCGAAGUCCCUGAGAAGACCUCUGAUGACGACCGAGAGGAGCCGGUGGAUUCCACCAAACAGUUGCAGGCCGACAUCUUGGCUGCUGCCCAGAACCUCAAGUCUCCGACCAAGGUCGUCCUGGCGAAUGGGAGAAGUGCCCCCGUGGAAGACUCACCGGUUGAAGGAAAAGAGGAAGGGGCCCAAAAAACAGAAGGAGUGGAGGAUGGCAGCUCCAAAGAAGAAGAUGAAGAAGAAGAAGAAAAACCACCAGCUGAGGCUGAUCUGCCUCCAGAGACAUCAGCUCCAAACAAUUUGGAAGAUGCUGAGGCCAAAGAAGAGGUCCCAUCUGGGGUGGAGACCCAUCCAUCUCCUCCUGAGGAGUCCAAGGAACCCCCACCCACCGAGAAUUCUGCCCUGCCCGUCUCAGAAGGUGAGGAGGAGAAGGAGAAGGAGGCGCUCAGCAUCCCACUGACUCUUGACCCCACAGAAGAGUCCCAAAACUGA
This is a messenger RNA of Protobothrops mucrosquamatus (brown spotted pit viper), 948 nucleotides long. It is a transcript of the gene TMEM119, whose product is annotated as transmembrane protein 119. Gene Ontology annotation, biological process: positive regulation of osteoblast differentiation; positive regulation of osteoblast proliferation; positive regulation of bone mineralization. The record is from RefSeq and is a predicted model, not a curated record. Gene Ontology annotation, cellular component: plasma membrane. The transcript has 2 exons. NCBI's taxonomy places the organism in Eukaryota, Metazoa, Chordata, Lepidosauria, Squamata, Viperidae. Bases 1 to 948 code for a protein of 315 amino acids.